AUGAUGGUACUUCGUGACCAUCCGGACGUGGAUGGUGAGUCGGCCCGUAAAGUUCUGGCGGAGGCCUCAUGCAAGAUCAUGAAGAUUGAGUUUCUGGCCAUCACCAAGGGUGUCUCAUCCGACAAGCUAGACGCAGGAGCACGUUCACACAUGGGAGCUGCCCAGGACGUGAUGGGCGUCACUAAGACGCACGAUGGGGCGGUGGUAUCCGUGAAUGGCAAUGUGGAGCAGCCUGCGGACGCUACGUGCAUGCCAGUAACGGGAAGCGGAAGUGGUGGUCGUGUUGGUGCACCCGUAUGUGCCCCUCUGACACUGGCUCUACCGCGUCCCACAGGUAUUGCUGUGGAGACACCCAUGCAGCAAGUGCUGGCGCUGCACGUGUCGGGCCAGGCCACAUGCCAGAGUACACCGGCCCAGCAGGGUGUGGCCGGGCGAGUCACCGCGCUUACUCCAGCCCUUGCAAGAGCUGUAGCCGCAACGCCUAAGGGCAAGAGAGCCUCGACCAGUGGAUGGACGGGUGUGAUGUUCAACACGGAGACAGGCAAUUACUAUGUGCGCAUCAUCACCAAGGGCAAACAGCAGACCCGUCUGGGGUCUUACGACGAUAAGGACGAGGCGGCUUAUGCGUACGCAGCUGGCGCGGUGGUGCUGCGUCCGAACCAGCAAAUCAACUCUACUAUAGAGCUCACAGCUGAGGAGAGGGAGGCUCUUGCUGGCUGCACCAAGGACCAUCUGAAGCUGCUGGUCAGGCACCGGCGUUGGAAUCGCUAG
Molecule: messenger RNA, 771 nt
Organism: Closterium sp. NIES-65
Lineage: Eukaryota; Viridiplantae; Streptophyta; Zygnematophyceae; Desmidiales; Closteriaceae
Source: the annotation of a GenBank genome assembly